Fusarium pseudograminearum CS3096 is the source of this 291-nucleotide messenger RNA. RefSeq lists its product as uncharacterized. The record is from RefSeq and is a predicted model, not a curated record. NCBI's taxonomy places the organism in Eukaryota, Fungi, Ascomycota, Sordariomycetes, Hypocreales, Nectriaceae. The transcript is spliced from 2 exons. The coding region runs from base 1 to 291 and encodes 96 amino acids.
AUGUCCAUCUUGAUUUGGUUGCGCGACUUUCUCGUCUCAAUCCUUUGGGCUAUAGCAGCAAGCAUCGGCAGAAUCUUUGGUUGCGAGAAGGCCCUCACGAGGCGGUUCUACGCGGCUGGCUCUCUCUUUGGGUUAUCUCCUUGGACCACCGUCAAUACUAAACACGCAACGACCACAGAAAGGAUCUUGGAAUGGAGAGAGAAUAUUCCACCUGGACCGCCCCCGAGACCUCCCAAAAGAUCAAAGCGCAAGUCUACCUCCAGGAGGAAGAAAGCCAUGAAGCAAGCUUGA